AUGGGAGAAAGCCUGGAAGCGAAGUGCAGUUGUGCCAGUGCUGCAGCAGAAGCCCACGAGACGUCUCCACCCACCUGUCCUCAGGAGAAGUUCAGACUGUACAUGCGAAUACUACUGUGUAAUGCGUACCUUAGAGAAGUUGAGUGGAAGGCGGGUGCGGUAGCGGUAAUUGGCGGUAAGCAUAAGCCACCGAGAUCAUGGGCAGGGGGCUGCAGGGCCAGACGGGCAGUGGGCAGCGGUACGUACCUGCAGCAACUUCCAGAGGUUCCCCCUGCCACACCUGCUAGGUGGGUUGGGCCUGUCCCCACCUCACCGCAGUCCCCGGUCCCCUUUUUCCCCUCCCAGCCCGCCUGCCCCGUCCCUCUCCUUCUCCCUAGCAGUGGACCAUUUUCAGAGACUCAGCGUGUCUGGUACGUACCCACCUCGUCCGCGUGUGGGCGCCCGCGCGACACCUGUGACUGGAGAAAUGAUCCGCACCGCACCGCCGUGGCCGUGAACCAGGAUUAG
Molecule: messenger RNA, 507 nt
Organism: Colletotrichum tamarilloi
Lineage: Eukaryota; Fungi; Ascomycota; Sordariomycetes; Glomerellales; Glomerellaceae
Exons: 2
Coding region: 1-507 (168 amino acids)
Source: RefSeq, a predicted model, not a curated record